Gossypium arboreum is the source of this 1340-nucleotide messenger RNA. RefSeq names its product short-chain dehydrogenase TIC 32, chloroplastic-like. The coding region runs from base 242 to 1186 and encodes 314 amino acids. NCBI's taxonomy places the organism in Eukaryota, Viridiplantae, Streptophyta, Magnoliopsida, Malvales, Malvaceae. The record is from RefSeq and is a predicted model, not a curated record. The transcript is spliced from 8 exons.
UGGUAUUCAUAACUCUACAGCCGUAUGUAUUUCAUGGUUUGUUCUUGUAUGUUUCUUUUUGGUCAAUGAUGUCUUGUGAUGAUUUCCACUUCCAUUCUUUUCCCAUAAGAUAUUGUUGCUUUGUAAAAACCAUAUUCAUUGGUCAACGACUGUAUUAUUAAGGAUUUGGUAAAGUUUUUAUUUUUGGGAUCAAAGUUUAAGACUUUUUGUAGCUUUUUUAGAUUAAACUGCAAAAGAAAACAUGUGGAUUUUUGGAAGUAAAGGACCAUCAGGAUUCUCUUCUUCUUCUACAGCAGAGGAAGUUACUCAAGGGAUUGAUGGAUCUGCCCUCACUGCCAUUGUUACAGGAGCAUCCAGCGGUAUUGGUGAAGAGACGACCCGUGUCCUUGCAUUGCGCGGUGUCCACGUAGUUAUGGCCGUAAGGAAUGUGGAUGCCGGUCGGAAUGACAAAGAAGCAAUAUUAAAAGAAAUACCUGGUGCUAAGAUUGAUGUAAUGGCAUUAGAUCUAAGCUCAAUGGCAUCAAUAAGAAAAUUUGCAUCACAAUAUCAAUCCUCUAAUCUUCCCCUGAAUCUACUAAUCAACAACGCUGGGGUCGUAACACCGUUCAUGUUAUCACACGACGGCAUCGAAUUGCAUUUUGCAACCAACUAUUUAGGUCCUUUUCUUCUAACCGAUCUUCUAUUGGAGACUAUGAAAAAAACAGCACGCGAAAGCAACAUAGAAGGGAGGAUUGUCAAUGUAUCUUCGAUAGGUCAUCGGCUUACGUAUAGCGAGGGAAUCCGUUUCGAUAAAAUCAACGACGAAUCAGGAUACUACUCUUGGUAUGCUUAUGGACAAUCAAAGCUUGCUAACAUAUUACAUGCUAAGGAGCUUUCUAGGCGUCUAAAGGAAGAUGGGGUGGAGAUUACAGCAAAUUCACUUCAUCCCGGAGGAAUACUGACCAAUAUUUUGCGCCACGAUCAUUGCAUGAAUGGCUUUUGUCAUUUGAUUGGAAAAUAUUUCCUCAAAAGUAUUCCACAGGGAGCUGCCACUACAUGUUAUGUUGCAUUACACCCACAUGUUAAAGGUGUUAGUGGAGAAUUUUUCAAGGACAGCAACAUAAGUAACACAAGCUCUAUGGCUAAAGAUGUAGAUUUGGCUAAAAAACUAAGGGAUUUUAGCUUCACCUUGAUCAAUCCCAAGUAGGUUGGUUCACAAGGCCUUUUUCUGAGACGAUUUGCAUUAUGUCACUUUGAUAUAUGAAAUCAAAAUUGUAUGACUCAGCUUGAAUAUGUUCCAUGUUGUGUCGAAAAUAAUGUUAUAUUAAUCCCUAAAAAAAUAAAUACAUUUAUCUUUGGUA